AAUAAAGUGAAAUCACGAGGGUAUGUAAUAACCUGGUGGAGGGCACAGAUCUGACUGACCGAAAACCAAACUUUUUCCCCGCUCUGAAAAACGACCCCUCGCCGGAAGGAACCUUCAACCAGCUACUUCAACCACUGCCGGUGAAGACAUGUUGAAUUUCUCUUGAGAUUCCACCGGAAUCACGGCCUCUGCCCCUUGUUGCGGUAGAUAUACGAGCUCCGGCGAGGAGGCAGCAUCAUUUCAGCAGCUGCGACGGAGGCGGCGACGAUGCACAGCAAUCUCAGAUCCUCCGCCGCAAUGCCUCAUCGGAAUAACCCUAAGCCUCUCCCCUUGGUUGUUACUCUCAACUGCAUCGAAGAUUGUUCGCUGGAACAGGACUGUCUGGCCGGCGUUGCGGUGGUGGAGCAUGUGCCGCUCAGUCGUUUGGCGGACGGGAAAAUCGAGUCGGCUGCGGCGGUGCUUCUUCACUCGCUUGCGUACCUCCCGCGGGCUGCUCAGCGCCGGCUCCAUCCUUACCAUCUUAUCCUCUGCCUUGGCUCUGCUGACCGCUCCGUCGACUCCGCUUUGGCUGCGGAUCUCGGCCUUCGUUUGGUUCAUGUCGAUACUUCCCGAGCGGAGGAGAUCGCCGACUCUGUCAUGGCGCUUUUCCUCGGCUUGCUUCGCCGUACUCACCUACUCUCGCGCCAUACACUCUCGGCUUCGGGAUGGCUUGGGUCUGUUCAGCCUCUUUGCCGUGGAAUGAGGCGGUGUCGAGGAUUGGUUCUGGGAAUAGUUGGUAGAUCUUCUUCAGCUAGGGCUUUGGCUACGAGGAGCUUAGCCUUCAAGAUUAGCGUGCUUUAUUUUGAUGUCAAUGAUGGAAAGGUGAGCAAGUCUACAAUAACAUUCCCAUCUGCUGCUCGAAGAAUGGAUACUCUCAAUGAUUUGCUUGCUGCAAGUGAUCUUAUAUCACUUCACUGUGCCCUUACAAACGAUACAGUUCAGAUUAUCAAUUCUGAAUGUCUGCAGCAUAUAAAGCCUGGGGCAUUUCUUGUUAAUACUGGUAGCAGCCAAUUAUUGGAUGAUUGUGCUGUGAAACAACUUCUGAUUGACGGAUCCUUGGCUGGCUGUGCUCUGGAUGGUGCUGAGGGGCCACAGUGGAUGGAAGCAUGGGUGAAGGAAAUGCCAAAUGUUUUGAUACUUCCACACAGUGCAGAUUACAGUGAAGAAGUUUGGAUGGAGAUCAGGGAGAAAUGCAUCUCCAUAUUACAAACAUUCUUUGUUGAUGGGGCAGUUCCUGAGAAUGCCAUAUCUGACGGGGAUGAAGACGAAAGUGAAGUUAGUGAGGUAAAAGAACAGUCUGAUGGCCGAGGCAGGGAAGGCACCCUUCAGCUUGCAGUUGUUGAGCAGUUGACUGAUGAUAACCGCUUAACUUCAGAGAGCUCCCAGAAGAAAGGGUUGACUCUCUCAACUGAGACUUCCAGUCAGCCUCAGAGUUCCAGUUUGUCCCAGACUACUGUCACCCGGUCUGAUGGAAGACGCAGUAGGUCUGGUAAGAAAGCCAAAAAAAGGCAUACACGUCAAAAAUCUCAACAAAAGUUAGACGAUUCUCUUGUUUUAGAAAAAGAAAGCACCUCUCACCGAGAGGAUGAUACUGCUAUGAGUGGCACAGAUCAAGUAUUAAGUUCAAGUUCUCGAUUUGCUUCCCCCGAUGAAUCAAGAAACAGGAAAGUGCCUAUGGAGUCUAUGCAAGAAUCUACCUCAGAUCCAUCACUUAAAUCCAGCAAAAAACUAGUUAGAAAGUCAAUUGAUCAGCUGAAAGACGGCUAUGUUGUAGCCAUAUAUGCUAGAGAUCGUCCUGCACUCCAUGUAUCCCGGCAAAGAGUUAAAGGUGGCGGUUGGUUUCUUGAUACCAUGACAGAUGUGACAAAAAGAGACCCUGCUGCACAGUUUCUUGUUGUUUUCAGAAGCAAGGACACAAUUGGUCUACGAUCUCUAUCUGCUGGCGGGAAGUUAUUGCAGAUCAAUCGUAGAACGGAGUUCGUAUUUGCUAGCCACAGUUUUGAUGUUUGGGAGAGUUGGACGCUUGAAGGUUCUCUGGACGAAUGUAGGCUGGUCAAUUGUAGAAACCCAAUGGCACUUUUGGAUGUGCGCAUCGAGGUUCUGGCAACCGUAGGCGAUGAUGGAGUAACUCGCUGGUUAGAUUAGAAGUCUUCAAAAUUUCCACCCCAUUUGUCCACUAAUUCAAGGCUUUGAAGUUGUUGGCUUUAUGCUCAGCCUGUGGAUGAAUGAGUGUACUUUGUAAUCUAUUUUAGAGUUUUACUGAGAUUUCUUAAAGAUUGAACGCACUUUCUCCCUCAAGUAGAUCUCUAAGUGUAAAUCUAUGUCUUUGCUUUAUGGGGAGCUUCAUACAAAAAAUUCUCGAUGUCUCUCGAGUCUGAACCUUGGGGUGGGUGUGGGUGCCCUUAAGUAUAGGAGAGCAAAACUUCGACUCAUAGUAUAAUAAAAAAAAAAAAACUAUGUCUUUGCUUAAUCCUCAAGUCAAAGUUGAUGGUAGGUUAGGUGAAGCUUUUUAAACAACUUUUGGCCUUCAAAGCACAUAAUUCAAAAACAUGUCCAUUAACCUUGAAAAAUGCUAACUUAAAGUUGAAGCUUGUAUUCUCAAACAUAAACAGUCCUUACCCAUAUUUCCACCCCAUUUUUAGUGGAAGAUGAGUAUUGUGUACCUAAUAUUAUUUAUUAUUUUAUGUGUGUGGACACAAUUAGGUCAAUGAGAUACAUGGUUUACGUUUAUGAGUGCUUGAAAAGUCUGGAUUUUUGUUGGAAAAGGUAAAUUAGGCGGGAAAUGCCAACCUUAGCUUGAUUCUGUUUUUUAUUUUUUCUUUUUUGGAGUUCAAUAACUUGUAGGGGCAGAAGUUCGAAUUUUCAACCUUUUGGUCGAAAAUGGUCGGUGACUUCUACCUGUUCCUUUUUUACAAAUCUAUUCCAUGAAAUGAAGUCAAUAUCCAUCCUCCCCCGAGGAAUCACCUUGUCAGUUUCUCAUUACUUCACUUUACUUAUAUUUCUGCCUAUUCUUUUAUGAGGUAGAAAGUUGACCAGGUUUGACUCCAAUUAUUACGGCGAGUAUAGGUUUGUUAUCAUAUGGUAAUGACGAAACUGUUAUACAUCUCCUGUUGAAAUUUUUGUUCA
This is a messenger RNA of Momordica charantia (bitter melon), 3165 nucleotides long. It is a transcript of the gene AN, whose product is annotated as NAD(P)-binding Rossmann-fold superfamily protein. Gene Ontology annotation, biological process: microtubule cytoskeleton organization. Gene Ontology annotation, molecular function: NAD binding. The record is from RefSeq and is a predicted model, not a curated record. Lineage: Eukaryota; Viridiplantae; Streptophyta; Magnoliopsida; Cucurbitales; Cucurbitaceae.